AUGGCGUUGCUCGUUUACGAAGAGCCCGUGCUCUACAUCAAGACAACGGCAAUCACCGGGGUGCUGUCGACGCUGAUCAACGGCGGAACCCUCUACCUGAUUGCUUCGGCGACGUCGAAGCGAAUGGGGCAAUACCGCAACUUUUUGUUGAACUAUCAGGCCGUGACGUCCACCGUGGAGCUGUUGCUGAAGCUCUCGAUGAUCGAGACCUUCCAACCUGCCCCGGCAGCGCGUUUUCACAGUCCGCUGCUGACGUUCGACGUCAAAAUCUGGAUGGUAAUCGCCGCGUGUUUGGCCACGGCCCUCACCGUUGCGACCGGGCUUUGCCUCUUCUACCGCCAUCGGCAAGUGUUGCCCCUCGGGCACUGGGCGAGAUGGAAGCCUACACACCUCGCCAUUUUUUUCAUCGUGAGCUACGUAUUUUAUACGGGUCUGCUCAGCUACUCGCUGUGCUGUGCGACGCUGGCAAAAGGCCAAAGCACGAUAUUAUUUGAUUGGAUCAGGGUACACCCCGAAUUUCAAAUACUGCAAACGGUGCCGGAGGUCUGGAUCGGCGAUUUUACGCCAACCACGGCAAUCGGCCCCAACGCUGGGGAGUUGUUCAUGGUGGUGGCUGCCAUGCUGCUCCUGGAAAUCAUUGCCGUGGUAAUGCCGAUCGUGCUGUGCGUAUCAAAA
Molecule: messenger RNA, 675 nt
Organism: Mesorhabditis spiculigera
Lineage: Eukaryota; Metazoa; Nematoda; Chromadorea; Rhabditida; Rhabditidae
Source: the annotation of a GenBank genome assembly